AUGCCCGACGAUGAAAUGGCCGCGAAACCCUCCUCGUCGGCAUCGACCUUUGAUCUCGUAGCGAAAUGCUCAGUAAGUCGAUCCUCUCAGCCCUCGAAGCACACGCAUACUAAUGCCAGACCGACUGACAGACCACUCGAGCACGAGCGGCCAAUCUGCGUCUUCCCCAUGGACCCGUCCAACUGCCCCUGUUCAUGCCCGUGGCCACGCAGGCUUCCCUGAAAGGGCUCACGCCGAAGCAGCUGGAAGAGACGAGCUGCAGACUCUGCCUGAACAACACAUACCAUCUGUGAGAAGGAAACGCGUGUAGGGGAAACAGACGCGUAGGGGGCUGAGACUUGAUAGGGGACUCAAACCGGGGCAGAAGACUCUGGAUACCAUCGGCGGAGCACACAAGUUGCAGUCAUGGCCGCACAAUAUCUUGACAGGUAGGGCAAGACGAAGUUGAGUCCAGGAGGUUCCCACUGACGCGGAACAGACAGCGGCGGGUACGUGCCCUUCAACACAGAUAUGUAUCUAGGAUGCUUUUGCUUAUGGGUCUGCAGCUUCCAAAUGGUCUCGCUCCUUAAGCUUGCUCAAGUCACUGAAGAGGGUGUCCGCUUUCUCAGCCCACACGAUGGGACGCCAAUGUGAGUACAACCACUUGUUCAUCUGCAGCUGUCCUGACAAUGUCUCCAGGCUACUAACUCCAGAGCACUCCAUAUCACUGCAAAACUCCAUUGGCUCGGACAUCAUCAUGCAGCUCGACGACGUCAUCGCCACGACGUCCCCAGACUACGAGCGGAUCAAAGAGGCAAUGCAUCGUUCAGUCCGCUGGCUAGACCGUUGCAUUGCUGCUCACAAGAAUCCCGAGACCCAGAACCUCUUCUGCAUCAUCCAGGGUGGCCUCGACCUCGAACUGCGCCGGGAAUGCUGUAAGGAGAUGGUCGCGCGUGACACUCCGGGCAUUGCGAUCGGUGGUCUCAGCGGAGGGGAAGCGAAAACCGAAUUCUGCAAAGUGGUGGGCACCUGCACCGCGCUCUUGCCAGAGCAGAAGCCACGCUAUGUCAUGGGCGUUGGCUUCCCGGAAGACAUGCUAGUUUCGGUGGCUCUGGGUGCCGAUAUGUUCGACUGCGUCUGGCCGACUCGCACCGCCCGCUUCGGGAACGCCAUCACCGACUCCGGAUGCUUCAAUCUUCGACAUGCGUCGUACGCCUACGAUCUUCGCCCAGUUGCUCAAGGCUGUCAAUGCGUAUGCUGCAGGCCUCACGCCGAAGGAGGUCUCGGGGUGACGCGAGCAUACAUCCAUCACACUGCGGCGAAAGAGACGGCGGGAGCCCAUCUCCUCAGCAUCCACAACGUCCACUACCUGCUAGACGUCAUGCGUCGCGCGAGAGAGGCCAUCAUCGAGGACCAAUAUCCCCGAUUCCUCAAGCAAUACUUCCACACGCUCUACGCCGGCGACAAGGAAAAGUUCCCCCGCUGGGCUGUGGAGGCUUUGAGGGGUGCUGGCGUGGACUUGCUGGGAGACUGA
This is a messenger RNA of Lecanosticta acicola, 1513 nucleotides long. Lineage: Eukaryota; Fungi; Ascomycota; Dothideomycetes; Mycosphaerellales; Mycosphaerellaceae. The record is from the annotation of a GenBank genome assembly.